Molecule: messenger RNA, 1585 nt
Organism: Raphanus sativus (radish)
Lineage: Eukaryota; Viridiplantae; Streptophyta; Magnoliopsida; Brassicales; Brassicaceae
Product: protein POLLENLESS 3-LIKE 2
Exons: 3
Coding region: 67-1371 (434 amino acids)
Molecular function (GO): protein binding
Source: RefSeq, a predicted model, not a curated record
ACCUCUUCUUCUCACAUCACUCCUUCCUCCUCUUAGAUUCAUUUGUCAUCUCCAUUCACUGCAAAGAUGAUGAAAGAUGUAUUCAGACCGACAAAAUCCGCUCCGUGUUCCCCCGCAAAGCCACUCGGUCUCUCCCGCACACGGUCUGAAUCAUUCCACGCUAUCCACAAAGUUCCCAUCGGAGACAGUCCGUACGUCAGAGCCAAAAACGUUCAGUUGGUAGAGAAGGAUCCCGAGAGAGCAAUUCCUCUGUUCUGGUCCGCCAUUAACGCCGGAGACAGAGUGGACAGUGCUCUCAAAGACAUGGCCAUCGUGAUGAAGCAGCAAGAUAGGGCAGAAGAAGCUAUUGAAGCUAUUAAAUCUCUUAGAGUCAGAUGUUCAGAUCAAGCGCAGGAAUCUCUUGACAACAUCCUCUUAGAUCUCUACAAGAGAUGCGGGAGAUUAGACGACCAGAUUGCACUACUGAAACACAAACUCUUGUUGAUACAGAAAGGUCUCGCCUUUAACGGCAAGCGAACCAAAACCGCAAGGUCUCAGGGGAAGAAGUUUCAAGUCUCAGUGGAGCAAGAAGCCACGCGGUUACUUGGGAACUUAGGAUGGGCUUUGAUGCAGAGAGACAACUUCGUGGAAGCCGAGGAUGCGUACAGGAGAGCUCUGUCGAUCGCACCGGACAGCAACAAGAUGUGUAACCUCGGGAUCUGUCUUAUGAAGCAAGGAAGGAUCGACGAAGCCAAGGAGACGUUACGACGCGUGAAGCCGGCUGUUGCGGAUGGUCCUAGAGGAGUUGAUUCGCAUCUAAAAGCUUACGAGAGAGCGCAGCAGAUGCUUAGUGAUCUUGGAUCUGAGACGAUGAGAAGAGGUGGGGGUGAUAGGGUUGAGCAGAGGAGGCUUUUCGACGCAAUGUUUGGUUCUUCCUCUGUAUGGCAGCCUCAGCCUUGUAGAGAACAGAGCGUGAAGGCGGCUAAACCGAAGCAGGAUUUGAGUAAUGAUGGGUACGGUGACGAGAACGUGAAGACGAAUGUGAAUGUGAAUGUAGUAGCAAAUAUCCCAUUAAGGGUGGAUGCAAAACCGUUCUUCUCUUCCAAGUUGGUGAGCAAUAACGAGAAGCUGAAGAGGACGAGAUCGUCUAGCCAAACGAUGGGGAUGUUGUUGAGCUGUGGUGGUGGAGGUGGUGGUGGUGAGGGAGAGACAAACACGAAGAGGAGAUUGUCAAUGGAGAAGAAAGCAAUAGACUGUGGAUUACCAGACAACAAGGAGUUUGAAGAAGCAAUGAUCAUGGCUGUUUUGGGGACAGAGACCAAAGUGGUGGACAAGAAGAGGCUCAAGGUUUUUCAGGACAUCACUUUGUCCUCCCUAAGCCCAAGAGCCUGAGGAGCUAUAUCUAUCUCAAAUAAAAAAUCUCUAACUAGUCUACUUUAUUACCAUUCUAAUUUAUUAUUAAGUAAAGAAAAGGAGAUGAGCUCUUAUUCUCCUGGGGUAAUUUUUCAUUAAUGUUUUUUUUGUCAGCUUUAAGUUGCUACAUUGUUCACUUCACAAUUAUUGUAGUUUGAUCAAUAAUAUAAAAAGUGAAAGUUAUAUGUUUCUU